Spirometra erinaceieuropaei is the source of this 3617-nucleotide messenger RNA. Lineage: Eukaryota; Metazoa; Platyhelminthes; Cestoda; Diphyllobothriidea; Diphyllobothriidae. The record is from the annotation of a GenBank genome assembly.
AUGUUGGGGGAGACCUGUGGAACUUGCGACGUACGUUGUAGCUUCUUUUUUUUCAGCCGUAAAUUACAUUGCUAUUUCUCAACUAGUUACUACGGUCUUUUUUAAGGUCUUUGACUUCUAUGUGCGGCUCACUCACUAGCAUCUCUAUGUUUGCCCCUCGCAACAUUGAGUUUGAAGUAUAGGUAGGUAAUAGGGACGGGAGCUUGCAGGCUCAAACGCCCUUAUAUUGUCGUCCUCAAAUUAUCCUCUGUUUUCCCUGGCUCAGUUAUGCCGUACCAUGUUGAUCUUGUGGAACUGUAGUCUGGCGUAUUAGUAGUUGAAAUUCCGAAGUUCUUUGAUAUCCUUUUCCGCGGAGCUUAUUUAAGCGUUAUGAAAGCGGACUGCCACUGAUUAAAAUUGAACUUUCGAAAUGUUUAUGUCUUGGCAUUCAGUGCCUAAGGUUCACUGCAAAGCAUCUCGCAUGUCUAAUCAGGUAAUGCAAGGAGGGGUAUUUUCACCGUGCGGUCUUAAACCUAGAACUUAGGUUUACCACAUACUAUAAGUCCUAUGACAUGCGCAAUGAGCAAAACAGUGAAUAAUAAAGGAAAUCUUUGUCACCUGUAGUUUGCCAUCUGCCGACAGGUGGGUUGUGGUGAUACGCUUCGGUGAGAGUCCGGCCACGCCAACUCACCCGCGUCGCCUCUCGCCUCUGGUCUUCUUGACUAUGUCUUGCCACCAGGCCCAGGCAGGGGAGGAGAAAGUGCGGUAGAUGUAACGAAAGUGUGCUAUAACUAGAAAAGAAGUCACCGUGCCUGCUAUCACCCUGCUACGGAGCGCACUGUGGACAUCGUCGGUCACGGCGUUCGAACUGUCAUCUGCUGACAAUGCACCAUCAGUAAACACCGCAUGCACACGUAAUAGGGUAGCUCGGCUGUCGCUUAAUAAUCUACCGCCUUUUCAUGUAGGCGUAAUGGGGACAUGUACGCGAGCUUGUUCAUAGUGACGCAGACUUGCAAUGUCCUUACCUCACUCCGCCCUUUCAAAGACCGAAGGUGGGCGUGGACCACACACAACCUAGUCUGUAACUCUGUACCUUCGGGGCUCCAAUGAUGGGAUUACCAAACCUGCAUAAGUCGGAGCAUUAUAAGAUCAUACUAAGAAGGAGCUCUUAUAAACUCAUUCUGAGUCCGACGUGGAGCUGAUGUAUCUCCCCAGUUCGAAGUCACAGUCGUUAGGGUGUCUAUUAAGCACUAGCCUUUUAGCAGACAGCUGCAGAUAGUGAAACUUCACAGUGGUCUUUCAUGACGCUACGUCUUCCUGCAUUUAGACAAUCCUCCUAAUGGACCGUGAAGGACGGUUGUAUUGCGUCGGCUGCUCCGACGUUGAUGGCAAACAGACGAGCGACACCCCGGAGGUGCACGCCGUCCCAGACACAAACGGUGGCAGGUCAUCCAGUGGAGCAUCUGGUGACAAACAGUUGACUCUUCCACCGCAGGAGAGGCACACAGCACGAGACGACAUAAUUGUCACUGAGAAUGCCGUAUCAUCAGUCAGGACGACGGCAGCCCUGCUCCCAACAUCUACCUCUAUUCCUCGUGUGCUGUCCAAACAGUCUCUUGAAACUGGGUAUGUCCAUGUGCACUAAUUAACAGUGACUACUUUACGGAAUAGAAGAGAUUUUGCAGUAGAAUCGACGCCAAAGCGCGACGGAACUCAUCUGAUGUCUUUGUCCCUCUAGACGAAGUGUCACCUCAUAAGUAUUGUUUUUCAUAGCUUUUCGUAAAGUAACUCAAGUUUCCUAGAAAGAUCAAUGAAUAAGUGCGCUUCCAUAGUUAAGCCUUAAAAGCCACACAAUUUUUAUAGUUCGUGAGACUUGUUUACAUUUCUAGACUACGUAAUGUUUAUGUCACCUCGGAAUUACCCCAUCUUGCUGUGAAGUGACGUGUCUACAUUCAUGAAGAACUUUUAACAUUUGGCAUACCUGGUUCCCAUCCCCAGGUGUCUGCAAAACCCUCUGAAUUUCCUAGUUUUUAGACGUCCGCAUACUUGGCAUUUUAGUAACCCUUCCGUUGUGAGACGAUCAUAAAUGACUUAAGAAGUCUACGGUGAAAAUUGCGUGUGCCUGGGGAAUGCCGAUUGACCCAACGUUAACACUCAAAGUUUAUCGGUGUAGCAGUCCGACUUAAGUGACUCUUUUGUCCUCCCGAAGUGUUGACAGAAUAAAAUUGCCGACCAAGACAAGGGAGGCUGGAGUGGCCAUUUCUGGCUUGCUAACCGUCGUCAACCAGUCAUACCUAACUCCGAAGUGUGGAACACCCAAGGCUCGAACUCGCAACUCGUUGGUUAGAAGCCCGAAGCCGUGACUAUCGAGCCAGGGGUUCGAUGUCCUGUCAGUUGAGAUCGGGUAUAUGCAGUGGUAGAGGGGCGCUCACUGAUUGCGUUACGGAACUCACUCGUCCCAUUGCGGCAGAAUAACGCUGCCGACGGGACAUCAAACCCGCGUCUCGGUGGUUAAGGUGUCGGACUUCUGACCAACAGGUCGCGAGUUCGAACCUCGGGACUGGGUAUGCCUGGCUAAUGACGGCUAACAAACCAUAAAUGGCCACUGGAUUCGUCCCCAACUGCUGUGUGCCGUCGUUGUGCUCAGCUCAAUGUCAUUUCGCCUGUAGACUAACAAGCAAGGUUCGCAUCCGGUCGAUAAUCAAGUCAGCCAUGCUAACGCGAUAUUCCUCAAUCCUGUCGGGACUUCCGAAUCUAGCAUGAAAUCGGCAUGAAAGGACAAGCUAGAGCAUAAGGGAACCCCAUCAAGACGAUCCCUCUGUCUUAGGACGAGAUAUGUACCGCACGGUCAGAAACUCGCCGCCAGAACGUCUGCUCCAUGGGUUCGUGCUCCGCUCCCCGAAUUCACCCUCGGAGGGAACAAAUAGAUUGUUGGUCAGGCGCACGGCUGGUCAUCAACGCUCUUGUUCAUCGCUGACCAAUGUGAUUAGAUCAUGUCUAGUGCCAAUCUGAAUGUCUCACCUCAUGCAAAGUAGGCUGGGGACGGCAUCGAGGCGGCUACCGGAACGCUUGAGUAAACUUACUUAAAACUGACGCCGAGGGCAUGUUUGGCACUUCGGUCUACGGUCUUCGUGAUGGGUGUGUUUUUCUGUGGUGCCUGGGAAUCCGCCACCACCGAUCAUGUGGCUGACAUCCAACGCGGGCCGUCUCAGUCAGCCAUGAUGAACAGCAAAGCUGAGGUUAGUAUUGCUGUCUUUCUAUACGCAAAUAAACAAAUAAGUUGAUCGUUCGUUGGCCGCGUGCUCUGUCGUGACGAUCAUACUGAGAGUAGUUCCCGAAACAGCAGCUCUCGCUUGUGGGAAAUUUGUCAUAGAUUUACAGCUAACCACAGCAUCUAGGGCAUUUAAUCCACUAUGUCAGUUUCUGUUCUAUUCUGGUCACUUCGCACUGACUGCAUUCAAAUUCCUUUUAGGCCAACCGUGGGCCUCCCUGCGCCAGUAGCUGCUAUCCAAGAUAAACUACUCUUCUGUCUUUCUCGCCUGGAGUCAUGCGAUUCUGCGGAGGAGAUUCAACAGUGGGCCGGUGCCAUCAAGGGUCUCUCAGAAGCAUUUAUCUGUUUAAAAAAGUGUUCUUUCUAG